This is a messenger RNA of Pelagomonas calceolata, 2883 nucleotides long. The record is from the annotation of a GenBank genome assembly. NCBI's taxonomy places the organism in Eukaryota, Pelagophyceae, Pelagomonadales, Pelagomonadaceae.
UGCAAAGGCUGCCCAUCGCCAUGAAGCUCCUCCUGGCCCUCGCGGCGGGGCGCGCGGCCGCCGUCACCGACGUCUUCCUCGCGUCGGACCGCCUCGCGGCCUCGGCGGCCGUGCUCAACUCGGUCUGCGACAACAGCAACCCUUCCCAGCUCCGCUUCCAUCUGCUGGCGCCGACGCAAGAGGAGGCGGAAACGCUGGCGCGCGAGACGGAAACGGCCUGCGAUGGCGCGGUUGUGCUGCCGUACGGCCUCGCGGAAUUCGAGGCCCGCGUCCGGACGCUCGGCGAGGAGCCGAUGUGGACGACGGCGCUCGCCACGGUCGAACGGUCGACGUCGGCGUACGCCGUACCCGUGGCGCGCUGGGACCGCGACAAAAAGCACACGUCCCCGUACAACCACGCCCGCUUCUACGCGCCCCAAUUGAUAGAAGGCGACACGCUCGUGAUGCUCGACGACGACGUCAUCGUCCAGGGCGACGUCACGACGCUCAAGCCGCAGCAAAAGGCCGUGGCCGCGGGCUGCCAGCAGUGGUACGUGAACGGAGACGACUUCGAGGCCUCCACAGAUUUAUCAUAUGCUGAUGUUCCGUACUUCGGCUACGGCGUCUUGUCGGAGGACCGCGGCGACCCAACUUGCGCGCACGAGCACGCGACGGAGUGCGUUCCCGGCGACGCGCGGCAGUGGUUCGCCGAGGUGGCGCGCACCGACCAAGCCGUCGCGAGGCGCGCCGCCUGGCCGCGGCUCCUCCGGCGCCUCGCCGCGAUCAAGGACGACGCCUUCGCUUCCCCCUCGCCGGACGACGGCGACGCGUUCGUCGAGGAAUUACGGAACGCUCGGGCCUGGAACUUCGGGCUGGUCGUGAUCGACCUCAACUCGUGGAAACGGCACGAGCUCACGGCGAAAUAUACUGGGUGGCUCGAGGCCAACUACCGUCGGGAAUUCUGGCCAAGCGACUCCCUCGCGUUCGGGCUGGGCCUGCCGUUCCUCGCGCUGCGGGGCGAGGUCGAGUGCUUUGAGGAUGCUGGCGCCGUAAGCUUCGAGCAGGGCCUGGGCGUGGCGCCCUGGGUCCACACGGACCGCGACACGAAAACUCUAGACGACGCCUUUGCCCUACAUUGGAACGGUAAUAGGAAGCCGUGGGAUAUGGAUCGGUGCGACGAGGAGACGCGGCCCUACUUCUUGCGGUACCUCGCGCGGUCCCCGGGACUCUACGGCGGCCACGUCGCCGAAUCUAACGGAGACUACUAUGCCAAGUGCGCACCGCCGCCACCCAAGCCCUCGCACCACCGCUUCCUCGCGGACCGAUCCACUGCCACGAAGGCGUCGGUCGCGGGCUCGGCAUUCUCCACUUGGGACCAGGCCUACGCGUGGUAUGCGAACGUAUAUAAGUUCACGGAGCCCAAGGACAUUGCGGAGGGCUAUACCGAGGCGGACUGGCCGGGGAUGGUCCGACUCGCUGCGUCUUCAGUUUCGCCGUCGACGCGACACUGUAAAGGUCGUUUCCACGCAGGCCAUCACCAUCGAUGAUUGUGAAGCCAAGUGCGCCGCCCACUUUCCGAGUGGCCGCGGAGUCCUCGCGUGCCCCAAGACGGAACUCGAGCGCAACAUCCUGAAGUGGCUCUGGUGGCAUCCCAGUGCAUAUGGCUUCGUAGGUAACUAUCGCGGCACGGCGGCGAGCGACGCCUUCGACGGCUGCCCGCGCGGUGCCGGCACCGUGGGCGACGGCACGGCGGGCGUCGCCGGCGAUGGCCCCGCGUCGCUGGGCUUCAUGCCGGACAACGGCGGCACGUGCGACAUCGAGGAGCGGUGUGCGGUGCUUGUGGGAAACGAGUGGGUGAUCGAGAAGGAGACGUGGGGCAAGGGCGAGUCCUGGGAGGUGACGGACCGAUGGCAGACCGGCGAGAUCACGUGGAAGGACUGGAUCGACGACAAGAGCUGCGGCACCGGGGACUACGCUUUGCCCGAGAAGGACGUGGAAGAGAACGACAGCGGUGAACUGAGUGGAAAUCAACCAGUGCGUCGGGUGCACCCGACAAUUCUUCACGAAGUCCUUUCUCGGCGACUACGUGGCCGCGCUGGCUCCGUUGAGUAGUGAUGAACCGGCACCGCCACGCCAUCGAGCGAACGAGCCGUAAAAUUUGAUUUCCACACAGGCGGUGAAGGCACGAAGACGCGCUACGAGCACCGCCGGAGCGUUUGUUUGUGCGAGGACGCCGAGGCGGAUUCUUCGUACGAUACAGCCGAUCUCCUCGCCACGUCGCCGGGGCUCCCCUCCGGCUCGACGGCGUUGCCCUGCGACGACAUGCUCGUCUCGAGCGAGGACAAGUACGACAAGACCACGAGUGCCGAGGCGUUCGCGAUCGUCUUCAUCGUCCUCAUCGUCGUCGGCAGCUGCAUCGCGUGCAGCGUCUUCGCCUUCAUGAGCCAGCGGCGCCAGAGGAUGCUAUACGAGGAGAACGAGAAAAAAAGACAAGCGCAACUGGCCAACGCGGCCCCCAUCGUCCACGCGCCUCCCGUCGUCCAGCCCCAGGUCCAGCAAGGCUACGUCCAGCCUCAAGUCGUGCAGGGCGGCUAUGGGGCGCCCCAGGGCACCGUGGUGCAGGGAGGCUACGCCCCCCAGCCGGGCUACGCGCCCCAGGGACAAGUCGUCGGCGCCUACCCGCCCGCGCCACCUGCGGGACAAGUCUAUGCCCCCCAGGGCACCGUCGUUCAGGGCGGCUACGCGCCCGAGGGCGGCUACAAGCCCGAAGGGUACUGAGCACACCCCAAAUUCACCCAAUGCCUCUCCAAGUCGCCUCCUGCUGCUCUAUCGCGAUCUCCCCUUACCCUAUUGAAAUAACUACUGCUCACGUCCACGACCGAAUAAACUUACGAGAAAACACUA